Molecule: messenger RNA, 7449 nt
Organism: Astyanax mexicanus (Mexican tetra)
Lineage: Eukaryota; Metazoa; Chordata; Actinopteri; Characiformes; Acestrorhamphidae
Gene: atrn
Product: attractin
Exons: 29
Coding region: 223-4341 (1372 amino acids)
Cellular component (GO): Golgi apparatus
Molecular function (GO): protein binding
Source: RefSeq, a predicted model, not a curated record
CGCUCGUCAUAUCCGCUGUGUGUCACUGCGGCGAUACUGAUCUGUAGAUGUAAAUGGAGGAGAGGGAAGAUAACAGCGGGACAGAGAGCUCAGUCCGGCCGCCAGCGACUCCUCACGCCCCGCGCUUCCUCCUCCAGCCGGUCCUUCACUAGCUCUCUCAGCGGCAGCAGCAGCGGCUCAGCGGCCUCGACACUCUCCCAGUCAGCAGCCAUUUUCGCGCGGAUGGCCGGUCAGGUUUGGAGGGCCGCUGGCCGGAGCCGCGGGCCUCAGCUGCGGACGCUGCUGGUGCUGUCGGCGCUCGGGGGACUGGUGUGUAUGGUCGCCGCUGCGGAGGCGAAGGACUGCGACAGGACCUGCGUGAACGGCCGCUGCAACCCGGCCAACGGGAACUGCCUGUGUGAUCCGGGCUGGGUAGGGGAUCAGUGCCAGCACUGCGGCGGCCGCUUCAGGCUAACUGGACCUUCUGGAUAUCUGUCAGAUGGACCCGGAAACUACAAAUACAAGACCAAGUGCACCUGGCUUAUAGAGGGACAGACUAACUCUAUUCUGAGGCUGCGCUUCGAGCAUUUCGCCACAGAGUGCAGCUGGGACCACCUGUAUGUGUACGAUGGAGACUCCAUCUACUCUCCUCUACUGGCUGCUUUCAGUGGGCUGAUAGUUCCAGAGCACUACAGCAAUGAAACGGUUCCAGAGGUGGUGUCUGAAUCGGGUUAUGCACUCCUGCACUUUUUCAGUGAUGCAGCUUACAACCUUACUGGCUUCAACAUCUCAUACAGGAUAAAUAUGUGUCCCAAUAACUGCUCAGGUCGUGGUGUGUGUCGGCUGGCUAACUCCAGUGAGACGGUGAGGUGUGAGUGUGAAGAGGGCUGGAAGGGAGAGGCGUGUGACGUUCCUUACUGUGCCUCGAAUUGCGGUUACCCUGCGCAGGGUCAUUGCCAAACCAGCACCAAACGCUGCCGCUGCAAACCCGGCUGGCAAGGUCCUGAUUGUUCAGUGUCAGUGCCAGCUAAUGUGUCUUUUUGGACACACGAGGAGUUCAGUGGGUAUGGUCUGGCACGAGCAUCUCAUAAAGCUGUGGUGCUGGGGGACGUCAUGUGGGUGAUCGGUGGACACGUGUUCAACUACUCCAAUUACCAGAUGGUGACAGCGUUUAACCUCACCUCUCAGACCUGGAUAUCUCUGAACCGUUCCGUCAACUACGUCCCUGCACGCUAUGGUCACUCACUGGCUGUGCAUGAGGAUAAGAUUUACAUGUAUGGAGGAAAGAUUGACUCCACAGGAAACGUGACCUCGGAGCUGUGGGUGUUCCACACGCGGAAUCAGUCGUGGGAGCUGCUGAGCCCUCAGGCUAAAGAGCAGUACGCUGUGGUGGGUCACUCUGCUCACACAUUUCAGCUCCAGCCUGACGGAUCAGAGCCGGUCAUGCUGGUCAUCUUCGGACACUGCCCUCUGUAUGGAUACAUCAGCCAAGUGCAGCAGUACAACAUCGUAAAGAACACAUGGAGCGUUCAGGAGACGAAGGGUGCGCUGGUUCAUGGGGGUUAUGGUCACAGCAGUGUGUAUGACCCUCUCACCCGCUUUGUCUACAUUCACGGAGGCUACAAAGCUUUCAACUCCACAAAGUACGGCCUGGCCACGGACCUGUACCGCUACGACGUGGACAGGAGCAUGUGGUCGAUCCUGAAAGACAGCGGCUCAUUCCGCUACCUCCACACAGCUGUGCUGGUGGGUGGAAGCUUGCUGGUCUUUGGAGGAAACACCCACAAUGACACGUCCAUGAGUCUCGGCGCCAAGUGCUUCUCUUCGGACUUCAUGGCGUAUAGUCUGGCAUGUGAUGAGUGGACCGUGCUGCCCAGACCUAAUCUUCACCACGAUCUAAACCGCUUUGGCCAUUCUGCUGUCUACAGCAAUGGGGUGAUGUAUGUGUAUGGGGGCUUUAACAGUCUGAUGCUGAGUGAUAUGUUGAAGUUCACACCUGCCAGUUGCGCUGCCUUCUCUGAGGAGUCGGCGUGUGUGACGGCUGUGCCGGGUGUACGCUGUAUAUGGAAUUUCACCACCAGUACCUGUCUCUCCUGGUUGGACACCAAAUCCCUGGAGCCUGAGACCCUGCUCAGCAUGUGCACUCCCAGAGUCUAUGCAGACAGUGAUAAAUGUCAGUACCAGUACACAGACUGCUACAGCUGCACAGCGAACACUAACGGCUGCCAGUGGUGCUCCGAGCGCUGCGUGUCCAUCCUCCACAACUGCACGGCUUCCUCGGGCUCAGUAACUGAGUUUGAGGCGUGUCCUAAGGAUGUCCACUCGUACGUAUGCAGUAAGAAGACCAGCUGUAAGAGCUGUGCUACUGACCAGAACUGCCAGUGGGAGUCCAGAAACCAGGAGUGCAUUGCUUUACCUGAGAAUAUCUGUGGAGAGAGCUGGCACCUGGUGGGGAAUUCGUGUCUGAAGCUGAUAACAGCAAAGGAUUCCUAUGACAAUGCUAAACUGGCCUGCCGCAGUCACAAUGCUGUGCUCGCCUCGCUCACCACUCAGAAGAAGGUUCAGUUCGUCCUCAAAGAGCUGCAGAACAGAGCUGCACAGUCCAAGUCAGUGGUGACUCCGUGGGUGGGCUUGAGGAAGGUGAACGUGUCGUACUGGUGCUGGGAGGACAUGUCCCCCUUCACCAACACCACUCUGCAGUGGUUACCAGGGGAACCCAGUGACGCUGGAUUUUGUGGAUACCUGGCUGAGCCCAGCGCCGGUGGGCUGAAGGCUGCAGCCUGCAUCAACUCCUUCAACGGCAGCCUGUGUGAACGAUCAGCCAAUCACAGUGUGAAGCAGUGUCGCACGCCAUGUGCCCUGCGCUCCUCCUGCAGCGAGUGUACGAGUGGGGGCUCAGAGUGUAUGUGGUGCAGUAACAUGCGGCAGUGUGUCGACUCCAAUGCCUACGUCGCCUCCUUCCCAUUUGGCCAGUGCAUGGAGUGGUACACCAUGAACAGCUGCCCACCGGAGAACUGCUCUGGUUAUAGGACGUGUUCACAGUGCCUGGAUCAGCCUGGCUGCGGGUGGUGUACCGACCCCAGCAAUACGGGAAAGGGUCAGUGUAUGGAGGGCUCGUACCGCGGACCAAUCCAGACCGUCUUACACGCUCCCUCAUCCUCGAGACCCUCUUUCAUACCGGCCCCUCAGCCCCUGCUGAAUGUUAGCCUGUGCCCACAGGAUAACAAGUACAACUGGUCCUUCAUCCAGUGCCCAGCGUGUCAGUGUAAUGGCCACAGCGCAUGUGUGAACGAGAGCGUCUGCGAGAGAUGUGAAGAUCUCACCACUGGCAGACACUGCGAGAACUGCAUAUCUGGUUACUAUGGUGACCCCACAAACGGGGGCAGCUGUCAGCCCUGUAAGUGUAACGGUCACGCCAGCAUGUGCAACUCAAACAACGGCAAGUGCUUCUGCACCACCAAGGGCAUCAAAGGAGACCGCUGCAAUCUGUGUGAAGUAGAGAAUCGUUACCAGGGCAACCCUCUGAGAGGAACCUGUUAUUACACACUGCUGAUAGACUAUCAGUUCACCUUCAGUCUGUCCCAGGAGGAUGACCGCUACUACACCGCCAUCAACUUUGUAGCCACGCCAGACGAGCAAAAUCGAGACCUGGACAUGAUCAUUAACGCCUCCAAGAACUUUAACCUCAACAUCACCUGGGCCACCAGCUUUGCUGCCGGUACUCAGUCUGGAGAAGAGAUUCCAAUUGUGUCCUGCAGCAACAUAAAAGAGUUUAAGGACAGUUUCUCCAAUGAGAAGUUUGACUUCCGCAGCAACGUCAACAUCACCUUCUUCGUUUAUGUCAGCAACUUCACCUGGCCAAUUAAAAUACAGAUUGCGUUCUCCCAGCACAGUAACUUCAUGGAUCUAGUACAGUUCUUUGUCACAUUUUUCAGUUGUUUCCUGUCUCUUCUUCUGGUGGCGGCAGUGGUGUGGAAGAUCAAGCAGAGCUGUUGGGCGUCACGGCGGCGAGAGCAACUCCUGCGAGAGAUGCAGCAGAUGGCCAGUAGGCCGUUUGCCACAAUCAACGUUGCCUUGGAGACGGACGAGGAGCCGCCCGAUCUGAUUGGUGGAAAUGUGAAGGCGGUGCCAAAGCCCAUAGCGCUGGAGCCGUGUUUUGGGAAUAAGGCAGCAGUGCUGUCCAUCUUCAUCAGAUUACCCAGAGGCCCCGGAGGCAUACCAACUCCCGGACAGUCAGGUCUGGCGGUGGCGAGUGCGCUGGUGGACGUGUCUCAGCAGCUGUGCGUGGGCUAUAAGGAGAAAUCGGGAGGGCUGCGCAGCCGCAAGCAGCAGCCCUUAGCACAGCCAGCUACGUGCAUCUGACCCUUACCCCCCUGCAGCCCCAGCCCCUGAGCUCUGACCUCCGCCUGGACUGAGCCACGGACCACCGCAACACACACGGCGGGGGUCACACACUCUCUGGCGGACCAAGGGUCUGGCUUUCCACAAGAACUCUAUGAUUGACUGGAGGAACUGAGAGAAACUCUCCCGGCCAUUGGAAUGUACUCAAAACAAAAAAAAGAGAGAGAGAGAGAAGAAUGGACACAAUGGGAGAGAAUUGAAAUGCUGAACCCUCUCCUCCGUCCUCUUGACGGACUGACAGACAGACAGACUGCAGAUAGAACUUCUCUCCUGCAUCCGUUAUAUGAUAUUUAACUUAUUGCUGUUGUUUUAGUCCCGUUUUACACUCAGGAGGAGGUACCCCUGCACUGCUGCAACAUGGUCUCCACACAGCCAGACCACCCAUUGCUAUAACACACACAUUGCUCUCACACACACACACACACACGCACACACACACACACACACACACACACACAUGCCAACUCAUGUACCCUCAUUUGCACAUUUCGCAUCUGUCUCCCCUAAAUCAUGGCUCUGAUUGCAGUUCUUUUGCAAAGCUCUGUCUUAAUCAUCUUCCUCUCUUGAGAACAGUAGGUCUUAAACCUGGAAUUUGAAAAUACUACAGCUCUGGAAAAAAAAAAAAUAAGAAACCACUUAAAAUUAUGAGUUUCUUUGAUUUUACCAACUUGAAAACCUCUGGAAUAUAAUCAAGAGAAAGAUGGAUGAUCUCAAGCCAUCAAACCAAGCUGAACUGCUUGAUUUUUUUGCACCAGGAGUGGCAUAAAGUUAUCCAAAAUCAGUGUGUAAGACUGGUGGAGGAGAACAUGCCAAGUCGCUUAAUUUUUUUCAGAGGUGUAUAUGGUAGAUGCACUAUAUGAAAAAAACAACGUAUUGGGACACCUGCACAUUAAUUGUUUUCCCGAAAUCAAGUUUUUUUUUUUUUUUUUUCUGCUUUUGUUCCAGUAACAACUCUCACUGCUGUCCAGAGAAGACUACUAGCUACUAGAUUUAGCUGAUGCAGAGCAUUGCUGUAUAGAUUUAUUAGCAUUCAGUUAGCAACAAAGGUAUUAAUUAGUAAGGUUGGGAUGUUGGAUGAUCACAACCUUGCUAUUUCAGCCCAAAAGUACUGGGAGAGAGAACACAGUUCUACUUACUGUUCCACAACUCAAAGCAGGGGCAGCUUUAGUUUCUACCCUUCGUUGUUGAGCAUUGUGCUAACAACGUCAUGUUUAUCUGCUCCAGAGUGUCCUAUUCUUUUGGCAGUACAUCUCUACAGGAAGUAGACAAGCUCUAUGUGUGUGCAUCAGUCGCUAUGGGAGCAACUUUUAAAGUAGUUAAAGGGGUGUCCACAAACAUUUGGACAUUGUCACAUCAAUACAAUACAAAGCACAGUAUAAAAAAAUGGACUUUUGUUAGAAACCAUCCUUUUAACAAGUGUUGCCUUCUAAUUUGUCAUUUGGCUUUUUAUGAUCUUGUCAUAUAUCAAAAAUCCUCCACAGCACUUUACGAUGAGUGGUCCUGCGCUUCUUUUUUAAAAUAAGGAUCCAUUUUUGAUGUUCGUUUCAAACAUUUACAAGUAAUCUACUUUUAGCCUGAUGAGAUACACGACACUUUUCACCCGUCACAUUCUACCUAAGACCUGAAUCAACGGAAUCAAGUGUGAUUUAGUUGGAAUUUGUUAACGUUUUCUCCACAAGAGCUAAUGUGUCAGUAGGUGACAGCUUCUGUCUAGAACUGUGAACAGUUCUUCACAGCCUGUAGUGAUGGCUGGAGUAUUAAAAUAUUCAUUGGUGUCAGUGCUGGUAACAGAAAGAAUUCUGGGAACAGACAGCAGUGGGGAAAAAUGGUAGAUGGUUCGGGGAUAAAUAUGAGGAUAAUAAGGAUAUGUGAAUUAUGGCCAAGUGAAUUAUGAAUUAUUGCAGUUAGAGAGAUGUCUGAUAUUGGGUGCCAGAUAGUGCUAGUUUCACACUUUACGAUUUUAACCAACAGUUUUUUGUUGAUCACCGCCAAAAACUCUGCUCGAAGGCAAAUUGCGGAUUACUGGGCGCUCGCUCAGUUCUGUAGUGUGAACUACUGAAAGACGUUCGCCGAGCCUUCGCUAACUAAUCGCAGAUGCCUUGCAAAUAUUUGCUAUGCUAGAUAUCUGACCCAAUCGACGACUAGGAGUCAGGAGCAGCAGCUACAUAACUACUAAUGGAAUUGCAGAGAAAGAGAGAACCACGAGUCCGAAAACACAUCUCCUGCGUUACCAUAGCUGUUUAUGGAGAUAGUCUGACCACAUUCUGCCACUCUGUUAUAUCAGUAAAUGAUUUUUAAACUCUAGAGGGAGCAGGCGAGUGAAUCCUAUAUGAAUGGGGUGAAUGGAGCUAAAAGCUAUAACUUUUGUAAGUGAAAAAUAAUAAUUAACUACUUUCUAACUAAGUUAAACAAUGUAUUUUACUGACAAAGCAAAGGUUUUAGACUGUAAAGUACUAGCAUUACUGCUACUGUGAGCUGAUUGGUUGGCCAGCUGAUCCGAUCCUGGAGAUACAGGUAAAAAGGCUAAUGUUUAAAAGGCUUAUAACUGGAGUUCAAAACGAUAAAAAAUAUGUUUGUAGUGCUGAAACAUAUGAUAUAGUUCUGUGGUGAGGACAUAAGUACAUAUUUUAUUCUGAUAAAAAUUCUCAGACAUUUAUAAACUCCUUAAAAUGAUUUUGUUCAGUUGCUUCUAUGAGCUCAUUUAUUCUGGACUCACUUUAAGUGCGUAUUCUCCUCUUUCUCCUAUAGAGAUUCUCUGGCAUGGCAUCGCCAGUUUUAGUUUGCAUUUAGUUAUUGUGUCUUCUUGUGACAAAACAUGUUUUUAGACAGAAGCCAGGUGAGUCAGAGAUUUCCCACAGUAAAAAAUUGUGCAAUUCAUGACCCUGUGCUGUAAGCUCUUGUGAUUACAGCACAACCAGUUGUGUAGUGUGAACAGCACAAAGACUGACGACUCAAAAAGUAGUGUAGUGUGAACCUAGGACACAGGACAUUCAGUUUUCGAAGUUCUGUGCGCAUUUAACAUUCCUCCGUCCACAGGGUCACGUGUAUACGUGUGAAUACAUCAUGGAA